This is a messenger RNA of Acanthisitta chloris (rifleman), 4393 nucleotides long. It is a transcript of the gene ALPK3, whose product is annotated as alpha-kinase 3. Lineage: Eukaryota; Metazoa; Chordata; Aves; Passeriformes; Acanthisittidae. The record is from RefSeq and is a predicted model, not a curated record. The transcript is spliced from 13 exons. Gene Ontology annotation, biological process: cardiac muscle cell development; protein phosphorylation. Gene Ontology annotation, molecular function: protein serine/threonine kinase activity; ATP binding. The annotation marks the transcript as partial. Gene Ontology annotation, cellular component: nucleus.
CUUAUCAAGCAGCAGAUUCUCUCCCUCCAGUUUAGGAAGGAGCACCUUCUGCGCAAUCAUUUCUCAGCUGACGGAGGAAACACAGCCACUAUUUGAAACCACUAUCAAAUCCCGUUCUGUGUCCGAGGACUCUGAUGCUAAAUUCACGUGCAUAGUGACAGGGUAUCCGCAGCCGGAGGUGACGUGGUACAAGGAUGAUGAGGAGAUGGAUCGUUACUGUGGCUUACCCAAGUACGAGAUAUUCCGUCAUGGAAAUCGUCACACCCUGCAGCUGUAUAAGUGCCGAGAAGAAGACGCAGGCAUUUACCAGGCCUCAGCUAGAAAUACCAAAGGCAUUGUGUCCUGCUCCGGCGUGCUGGAAGUGGGAACCAUGACGGAGUUCAAAAUCCAUCAGAAGUGGUUUGACAAAAUCAAGAGAAAAGCAGAAGAAAAACUUCAAGAGAUAGAUCAGGGCAAGAAACGAGGGAAAGAAAAUGUGGAGGUGGAGAAGUUGCAAGGAAUGAGCCCCGAAAGGCUUCAAAGGAAGCGGAGGUUGGCCAGGGAUCAGAAUGUCCAGUCGGGAGACUCUUCAUGGGAGAAGGAAGAGGCAGCAAAAGUGCAUGUUGCUGAUAAUGAGUCCAGAUUGCACGAGGAUAUCAGUGAGCAGAAGGAGCAGCCAGUCAGUGCAGUGACAGGCUUUUCAAACAGCCUGGUAGCACCUCUGAAAGCAGAGGUGACCACCAAUGGAGAUGCCACUUUGGAAAGUGGGGAGGAGAAUGGGAACAGCUUUCUCACGUACAUCUACGAGACAGUGGAGGACCUGGCAACUAAGCCUGGGACAAAAGACUCUGCAGCUAAAAAGAAAAAGAAGGUGGAGGCUCCUCCAGCAGCACCACAGGAAGUUUCCAAGCGAGAGGAAAGUGGACGAGACAGGCCCAAUCCUUCCUCAAACCCCAGGUUUGCUCCUCCUGUUCCCUUACGCAGGAACGCACGUCUGAGGGCGGCGAACGAGCAAGAAGUGGAAACCAGUCCAAAACUCAAAGAGCCUGAGAAAGCUGUGAACCAGGACACUAAAAGCAAUGAUGAUGUGUACUUCUCUUUAAAGGACAUGUAUUUUGAUAAGCAAGUGAAGCCAACAGCGGGGAAGGAUGAGGUGGGACCCAAGGAUGAGGCUGGGAGAGAGGCUGCUGCCAGCAGGCAGACACAGGAUGCUCCUUUGUCCUCCAAGGUGUCAGAGACAGGACCUGUGAGGUCCGAGGGACAGAGAGGCCACCACCAAGCCCAGAAGUCGGAGGGAAACAAAGAGGUUGCAGCAACAGUGGGACAGUCUGCUAGUGACCUAAAACAUCCGGUGUCCAGUCCCAUCACAGAGACUGGGCAGCAAACCAGUAAGUUAGAGGAAGUCAGGAAAGAGGUGCCUGUCUGCCAGGAGACCAAGGGGGUUGUGAAAAGGACAAAUCCUCGGCUGAGGCCUCGAGAGCCACCAAAGCCACCAGCACCUCCUCCAGACCAUGAACAAUCCGGCAAGGAACACCCACUCCCCGGGAAACAGGCAGAAGGACAUUCCCGUGCUCUUGAGGGCAGAGAGACUCAGCAAGGACUGUUAAAUCAACAGGGCAAAAGUCAAGGUGGGGAAGAGACAUUGCUAAAAAAUGUGAGUCCUCCAGAACGUGAAGAAAAUGCUCCUCUUGAGCAUAUCCCACAGCAGACAGUAAAGGAUGGGAAGAGCAAAGAGGCAGAAGCAGAGCUGUCUGGGAACCACCCUGGUGUGGGUAGAGGAGGGAGAGGUGCAGCAGAGCCACGUCCUGGGGCUGCACACAGAGAGGCAGGAGGGACCUCUUUGGGACAUCAGGACACUGGAACAGCAGCUCCUGCUUCAGUUCCACUUGUCAAGGAAACGCUGCUCCCUGCUCCUGCAGCAGGGGUGUCAGUGGCUCAGGAGGCACUGCUGGCAGCUCACAGCACCCCAGGGAUGGAGGCUACAGCAGGAGAGGUCCCAUCUGCAGCCCAGCUGCUGCCUCCUGUGAGUGGAAAAAUGGAAAUCACAAAGACAGCUGAAUCUACCCCCCGAGAGACGUUCUCAGCCGGCACGUUAGGGGAGGAGAACACCAAACCAGUGCCCGUGGGACCUCAGGGGAAGGGAGCAGGAGAGCAGACAGCCACAGCUCCUCACCAGGAAACAGCAACACCUUCAGGGACUUUUGAAGGAGGUGCUGAGGUUCAGCCACAGGUACCACAGGUUCUGCCUGGCCCUGAGAGACCUCAGGAGAUGUCUUUGGAGGAGAAAAUGCAGCACAAAAACCUGGUUUCCUCCUUAAAGAACUACCUGCUUCUACUUCUGAAAAUGUCAGAUAGCAGUAAGGAUGCCAUGAAAGAAGACACUGUCCCUGAGGACAAGGAGCAGCCAGAUGCAGGGCAAGGCAUGGUCCCAGAGAUAGGCAUUGCUGGCCUGAGCCCUCGCACCUCGAGGAGAGUUUUGGAAAAGGUACAAAACAACCAGCUCUUCCAGACAGCAGAGAACUUGCCUCUGACCCCCAGGACAUCCAGGAGGAUCACAGGCAUGAUCAACGAGGAGUUUGUUACCAGCAAGGAGAUGCUGGCUUGCAGGCCUGAGCCCCCAAGGAGACGCACCUGGGUGGCUCCCGAGGCGGAGGGGCCGUCCCAGCUCUCCGUGCCCUCCAUCGUGGUGGGCAGUGUACCAGCAGCAGCAGUGGGGCAGCCUCCUAAUCCUCCUGAUGUGCCUCCAGUGAGCUCUGAAGGGAGCCCUGGUGACUCUCUGGCAGUGCUGCCUUGUGCCACACCAGAAGAGCUUGCUUUGGGAGCCCGGCGCAAAAUAUACCUGCCAAAACCCAAACAGGGAGGGGGGGAAGAGGAGGCAACACCAGAGAACCCAGGGCACGUGAGAAGUCCAACUGUUUCGCCACGGCAAUCCAGGAAGAACGUGUCCCUCUUGCAUUCUCCUGCCCUGGCUCCAUCCUCUCCCACACAGCAGUACUCUCCCACCCUCACGAGGAAGAUGGCCACGUUGGAGGUUCCCAAGCUGUAUGAGGAGCCCUCAGGUGACAGCAGUGGUGACCACGAGGUCUCUGGAGAUGCUAAGCCAGAAGCACAGCCAGCAGAGUCCCAGAAAGAAAAUAACCCAUUUAAAGCUCCACAGGUGGUCCGUAAGAUCAGGGCAGAACAAUUUUCCGAUGCAUCAGGAAACCUGAAACUUUGGUGCCAGUUCUUCAAUAUAUUGAGUGAUUCUAAGCUGAUGUGGUACAAGGACGAGGUCCCCGUAGCAGAAGCCCAAAGGAGCUCUGGUGACGAGGGCCAGGCAGCCCUGGCUAUUGUGCAGGCGUCUCGAAAGGACUGCGGCGUCUACCGCUGCACGAUCAGCAACGAGCAUGGCACUGACACCACCGAUUUUCUGCUCAGCCCAGAAGUGUUGUCAGGAUUAAUCUUGCGAGAAGAGGUUGAAGUUGGAGAGGAGAUUGAGAUGACGCCCAUGGUGUUUGCAAAGGGUUUGGCUGACGCAGGCUACUGGGGGGAUAAGCUCUUCGGGCGCGUGGUGAGCGAGGACACGGAAGUGGGUGCUGGUUUCCUGCGCAAAGCCUGUCGUGCCAGAGCCAUCUAUGGCCUGGAGCCCAUCUUUGAGUCUGGCCACACCUGCGUCAUCAAAGUGCACAAUUUCAUUGUCUUUGGGACCAAGAACGAGAACAGCCUCAUCGAGAAGAACUACGAUAUCACCAUCCAGGAAUGUAAAGUCCAGAACUCCAGCCGUGAGUACUGCAAGAUAUUUGCUGCUGAGGCACGAGCUGUCCCUGAUUUUGGAGCGGUGCCCGAGAUAAUUCCUCUGUACCUGAUUUACCGACCAGCCAACAACAUCCCAUACGCCACAAUGGAGGAGGACCUGGGUGGGCCCUGUGAGCAGUACUGUGUCACUGACAGAGAUGGCAGCUUGGUGGCACGAGGCACCUCGGAGAUCGUGCUCAAAUGCUGCACCUUCCAGCAUUGGGUCUACCAGUGGACAAAUGGAAACAUCCUUGUGACUGAUAUGGAAGGAGUGGGCUGGAAGUUGACCAACGUGCGGAUCGCUACCAACCUGAAAGGGUACCAGGGGCUGAAGGAGAGCUGCUUCCCCUCCCUGCUGGAGCAAUUCCCAGCUGCUCACCGGUGCAACCGUUACUGCAGCAUCCUGGGCCUAAAGACGCUGGAGCCAGCCAAGCCCAAGGGUUCCAAGAGCCCCUGCAUGGGCAGGAAAUCUGCCCAGUCCAGCCCCCAGCUCCAGAAGAAGAUGCUGGCCAGUCCCCAGGGCACCCGCAAGGCUUCUGUGAGCCCCAAGAGCUCCCGGAGAGCCACAGAAGCAGGAGAAACCCUGGCAGCCUCCAAACCCAGGUCAGGAGAGAGCAGCAGGGCUGGCCACCCGCAGUAG